Messenger RNA from Lolium rigidum, 950 nucleotides. RefSeq lists its product as uncharacterized. The transcript is spliced from 2 exons. The record is from RefSeq and is a predicted model, not a curated record. Bases 24 to 701 code for a protein of 225 amino acids. Lineage: Eukaryota; Viridiplantae; Streptophyta; Magnoliopsida; Poales; Poaceae.
AUAGGUGUUUGUUGAGCUCCAAGAUGGCAAUGACCCUCGUCACCAUGAAGCUCCUUAUCGAUUCCAGCCCGCCACGCCCGCGCGUGGUGUUCGCGGAGGCCCACAAAGACGCUGUCGACUUCCUCUUUUCCCUCCUCACCAUGCCAUCCGGCACGGCCGUGAAGCUACUGGGAAAGGAUUCCAUGGUUGGCUGCAUCGGCAACCUUUACACCAGCGUCGAGAAACUUGAUGAUCCCUAUAUCCAGCCCGGCGCUGUCAAGGACGCCAUGCUAAGUCCUACCGUGCUGUCCCCUGCAGCGAAGUCCAACAGAUCUUUCUUCCGCUUGCCGGAGCCAUCCCCGGCCAUGAAAAGAUUCUUCAGAUGCAGCGGCUAUACCUACUCCAGCUGCCGCAACUACGUUACGGAAGAGAGAGGUGCUCGGUGCCCGAUGUGUGGAAACCAGAUGUUGGCGGAUUCCCAGUAUGUGCCAUCUGAGCCUGUGACCCAAGAAGCGAAAGGGUUAGUGCAGGGUGGCAUGGUGACAUACACGGUGACAGAUGACCUAAAGAUAUUUCCCAUGUCAAACAUCUCCAGCAUUGCGCUGCUCAACACCGUCGCGGUGAGGGACCUAGGUGCGCUCCAAGAGAGGACUGUGCAGAUCGGGUACAAGGAGGGUGUGGAGAUUCUCAAGACCUCGCUAGUCCAAAACUGUCCUAACUGAUGUUUUCCUUGGCAAGAAGACUUAACUUCGUUGAACAACGGCUGAUGAUUUGAAUCCCUCAGAUAGCGUGCUUGAGCUAGCCUUGAAUCGUAUGGACGUGUACGUAGCUUGGCCUAUGUUGCUAGCUAGCUUCAAUAAUCAGGUUGUUAUGUCCUUUCUUCGUGCUUGUACUACUAUUGUUACUAUAUAUGCAUGUUUCUAGUACUAUUAGCUGGCAAGUAGAUCUCGCUUGCUGGUUUGUGAUCUGCA